Messenger RNA from Glycine soja, 914 nucleotides. RefSeq lists its product as uncharacterized. The transcript has a single exon. Bases 176 to 685 code for a protein of 169 amino acids. The record is from RefSeq and is a predicted model, not a curated record. NCBI's taxonomy places the organism in Eukaryota, Viridiplantae, Streptophyta, Magnoliopsida, Fabales, Fabaceae.
AACGCGUUUGAUCCUUCACCAACCACUACAAAAGCCGAAUUGAAAGCGAUUAAACGAAACGUCACUCUCACUCUCUCUUUAAUCUACUUCAUCCUAUUUAACAUAGUUUUGGCACAUACAAAAAAAAAAGACAGGACAGUAGUGUCGAUCUCAAAGAAACAAGAAACAAGGCAUUAUGGAGAAACUUGAUUUAGCGACAGAAUCAUCAUCAUCGUAUCCUAGUAAUUUGUGGGACUGUGGCAGCACGCUAUAUGACUCGUUCGAGCUCAACUCCUUCAAACGCCAACUCGACUCAGCCAUAGCUAAUUCCCCUAUAAUAAGUAGAACCCUUUCCAUGCCUCAUUUACCGGAACGUUCACUUCACGCGCCGCCGGAGCAACCUCCCACGGUCAUGUCCCGAAAGUCCUUCAAAUUUUCUCGCUCCUUUCACAAACUCCUUCGCUCCGUUUUCAAGUCCAACAGUAAAUCCAGCACCACUACCACCAGUUUGAGUUUCCAAGUGCCAGAGAAAUACUCCAAAGAGCGUUUCUACGUUGUUUAUGAUAAAUCUGGACCGGUUCUCUCCACCAUCCCCGAAGUUCCGGAAUUUGAGAUUGCUGCACUUUCGCCGGAGAUCUCUUCCUUCGUCGGAAGGUCAGCGUCGGAGCGCUUCACUCCUACCGUAAUCGGUAUUUCCUGCGCUUAGUUAGCAGUUAGCACAAAUCGCUCGAUCUAGUCUUAUUUGUGAAUUUUAUUUUUUUUGUUACUCACCUUGAGUAGGAGAUUUAAUUCAGUUUUAUUUUCAGAAUUUGAAAUGUUAGUGGUUAAGAAUUUAAGAUAUUUUUGUUAAUCACAAGUGUUGGCGUCGUAUUGUAUUUGUAAUCAACUAUAACAACAUAUGUGAAAUAGGGCCUGAAUGAUUUCUGUUUGAAAUA